CGUCGAGAACCAGCCUUGUCACGACCACGAUACAACUUCACAUCCUUCCGAUCCGUCCAUCACACUAUCAACAUGUGCAAAAAGGCUUCCUGCGACUCCUGCCGUAAGUCCUCACCGUUCCACCCCGCUUCUUCCUCGUCUCCUUCGAUCUUUCCUUCCAAACUUCACUCCAGUUCUAACGAUCUCUUAGACAAGACCACAUGGUGGGGCUGCGGCAAACACGUCCCCGGCGUCAUGCAGAACAUUCCUUCAGAACAAUGGUGCACAUGCGCGCCUCGAGUCGAGCGAGAGGGAAACGCGUACCCACCGAUGGGGAGCCUGUCAUCGGCGUGACUCCCUAGGUUCCUGACGGGGUGGUGGUGAGGUGGAGAGGUCGUAAGGGAAGACGGUCAGAGAGAAGUCAAGAGUGGUGUGAUGGGGCUAUAC
This is a messenger RNA of Dothidotthia symphoricarpi CBS 119687, 426 nucleotides long. RefSeq lists its product as uncharacterized. Bases 73 to 333 code for a protein of 86 amino acids. Lineage: Eukaryota; Fungi; Ascomycota; Dothideomycetes; Pleosporales; Dothidotthiaceae. The transcript has a single exon. The record is from RefSeq and is a predicted model, not a curated record.